Messenger RNA from Lactuca sativa (garden lettuce), 1932 nucleotides. Its product is annotated as diphthamide synthesis DPH2 family protein. The record is from RefSeq and is a predicted model, not a curated record. Gene Ontology annotation, biological process: protein histidyl modification to diphthamide. Lineage: Eukaryota; Viridiplantae; Streptophyta; Magnoliopsida; Asterales; Asteraceae. Gene Ontology annotation, molecular function: 2-(3-amino-3-carboxypropyl)histidine synthase activity.
AGUUGAAUCCCUGCCCUAAAAGUAAAAACUCGUGGCUUUUUUGUGUGUAACAAUUUGCCUACCAUAGAACGUGUAGCAUUAAAACCUAAUUUAGACCAAACGGAAAAAGGGUUUGUUGCCCCUUAAACCUCCAACAACCACCACAUACAGCGCCUAUUGUUUCACCGGAGAUGGAAGCCGACCUCCAACUUCUGCCGCAAUCUUCUACCACCACCGCCACCAAUCAUGAAGAAGUCCGAAAGCCAACUCCGCGUCAACCAAAGCGUUUCAUAAAGAACCAAAUCCCUGACUCCAUCAUCAACGACCCGGCUCUCAACGCCGCCAUAGCUCUCCUCCCCUCCAACUACAGCUUCGAAAUCCACAAAUCCGUCUGGCGUAUCCGCUCCACUGGUGCUAAACGCGUCGCUCUUCAGUUCCCUGAAGGUCUCCUCAUGUACUCCUUAGUCAUCUCCGACAUCAUCGCCGCCUUCGCCGACGUCGAACGGUGCUUCGUCCUCGGUGACGUUACUUACGGUGCUUGCUGCGUCGACGACCUUUCCGCGGCAGCUCUCGACGCCGAUCUACUCAUCCAUUACGGCCAUAGCUGCCUUGUUCCCGUAGAUAACACCGUCAUCCCCUGCCUCUACGUCUUCGUCGAUAUCAAAAUCGACGUUGAGCGGCUAAUCAACACCGUGAAGCUAAAUUUUGAUCCGUCAAUCGCUACGAAGCAGCUUAUCCUCGCCGGUACGAUUCAGUUUGCAACCGCGAUUCGAUCUGCUAAACUUGAAUUGGAAAACGCAGGGUUUAAGGUUUUGAUUCCUCAAUCGAAGCCGCUAUCAGCCGGUGAAGUUCUCGGUUGCACUGCUCCGACUAUUCCAAUGAGUCAAUUCAAAAACGAAAGUGACGUAGUUCUGGUGUUUGUAGCUGAUGGGAGGUUUCAUUUAGAAGCAUUCAUGAUCGCAAACCCUAAAAUCAAGGCUUUUCGCUACGAUCCUUACAUCGGAUCCUUGUUCUUAGAAGAGUACGAUCACAAGGGGAUGAAAGAGUGCAGAAUGAACGCAAUAUUAAAAGCUCGAGAGGCCAAAAACUGGGGGAUUGUGUUGGGUACUUUAGGAAGACAAGGGAACCCUAGAAUACUCGAUAGGUUAGAGAAGAAGAUGAGAGAAAAGGGCUUUUCAUGGACGAUUGUAUUGAUGUCAGAGCUAUCUCCCGCUAGAAUUUCUUUGUUUGGUGAUUCAGUUGAUGCUUGGAUCCAGAUUGCAUGCCCUAGGUUGUCAAUUGAUUGGGGGGAUGCGUUUGUGAAGCCAUUGUUGACCUCAUUUGAAGCUGAGAUUGCACUUGGUGAUUACCCUGGUUGGUGGGAGAGAAAAGCUGUUGUUAUAGAUGGUUCUAACUCAAAUUGCUGUGAAAAGAAUGAAGCUUGUUGUGGGAACAACAAUGGCAGUGAUUAUCCGAUGGAUUAUUAUUCUCAGGAUGGAGGAGAGUGGAACUCAUGUUAUCAGAAGAAGCCAACUCGGCCUUUAAGAAGAAAUAGUGUUUUGAAAUGAUAAGUUAUCAGAGUUUCUUGAAUUCAUUCACAUAAAUGAACAGUAAAAGCUGAGGAAGCUUAAUACACACAAGAGAUUCUUGAAGUGAAUCCUCUUCAACUAUCUGCAAUUUUUUGAGGUGGGUCCUUUGUUAAUUGUUUCUAUAUCUUUGAUUCAGUGUAGUCUUUUGAUAUUUGUUCCAUAUCUAUCCAAUGUUCUUGUUUUUUGAUCUGGAGUUGCUACCAAGAUUUUGAAUAUUGAUGAAUAAUAGUUGAAUACUAACGCAUUAAGAUCAAACCAAAUCAGUGAUUUUGAGACAUGCAUUGAUUACUUGUAUUUCUUGCUUUAAGAUUUGUAUCAAACUAGUUUUGUAUGUUUGUAAUAUUUUGUAAAUUAGUUUUGUAUGAUUUUUAUUAGUUUAUGUUUA